AACGAGUUGAACGCGGAUUUACUCAACCUGAACGGGAACGCCGUCCAAGCGGAGGAGCAGGAGGGUGCGGUCCAAGACACCAGCUGGGAGAACAACAGCGUCAUGAAGGACAUAACCAUGGAUAGCGAGAUGAACAUGUUUGGCUUCGACAGCGGGUUUGGAAGCGGAUGCGAGUACAGGAGUGGGCACGGCAGCACGUGCAGCGCCUCCAAGGGACACAACUGGCCCGUCGCGCCGAGAGGUAAUCCGGAUCAGGAUGGACACUCAGAAGGAACCCAGUACGACCUAUUCGAAAAAGAUCUAACCAAUUUUAAUCAUGCCAGUUUUUUUAAAGACGCAACGAAUAAUGAACCCUUUAAAUACACAGCCAGUUUGGAAGAAAUAAAUUUCACAAGGAAUAGCGUGGACGUGACAAAUGACACGAUUUACAGCAUAAACAAUUACGACGAUUUAGAAAAUGUGGAAAAUUUUUUUCCUAUUUAUGAUGGAAUAAAUUUUGGAAAGGAAGUGGAGGUUUCUUUCAGCACGGGUGCAGACGUCUUUAGUGGGUCCCCAAAUGACCCAUCCGGCAAGUUCAUUGCGUCAGAUAAAAAUGACAAAUUUUCGGAGCUCCUGGAGGAGUUCCAGAAGUGUUCCAUUUGA
Messenger RNA from Plasmodium cynomolgi strain B, 642 nucleotides. RefSeq names its product cyclin g-associated kinase. Lineage: Eukaryota; Apicomplexa; Aconoidasida; Haemosporida; Plasmodiidae. The annotation marks the transcript as partial. The transcript has 2 exons. The record is from RefSeq and is a predicted model, not a curated record.